This is a messenger RNA of Brassica oleracea var. oleracea, 1900 nucleotides long. RefSeq names its product protein NRT1/ PTR FAMILY 2.8-like. Gene Ontology annotation, biological process: transmembrane transport. Lineage: Eukaryota; Viridiplantae; Streptophyta; Magnoliopsida; Brassicales; Brassicaceae. Gene Ontology annotation, cellular component: plasma membrane. The transcript has 4 exons. The record is from RefSeq and is a predicted model, not a curated record. Gene Ontology annotation, molecular function: transmembrane transporter activity. The coding region runs from base 32 to 1750 and encodes 572 amino acids.
CUUUAUCUCGUCUCAAAUCAAAGAGAGCAAAAUGGACAUUGAAUCUUCUACAACCCAUUCACCACAUGUUCAUCAAGAAUCUACAAACCCAGCCCCGGACAUGAAGCAUAGAGGAGGAUGGAGAGCAAUCAAGUACAUUAUCGCAAACGAGUCUUUCGAGAAGCUGGCGUCGAUGAGCUUGAUAGGGAAUCUAUCGGUGUAUCUCACCACAAAAUACAAUCUUGGUGGUGUUUUCUUGGUGAACAUCAUCAACAUCUGGUCUGGUUCUUGCAACUUUCUUAGUAUCCCAGGUGCUUUUGUCUCUGAUGCUUACCUCGGAAGAUUCUGGACACUUCUCCUCGGUUCCAUCUCCUCUUUCCUCGGAAUGGGAAUAAUUGCUCUAACCGCGGCUCUCCCGCGUUUAAGACCCGAGGCUUGCAAAGAUCCAACAAAUUGUUCAAACCCGCCCGAGCGUUGGCAGCUUGCGGUUCUCUUUGCUGGUCUAGGUUUACUAGCCAUAGGAUCAGGAGGAAUCAGACCAUGCAACAUCGCAUUUGGAGCAGAUCAAUUCGAUACAGACACUAAAAAGGGCAAAUCUCAGCUUGAAACGUUCUUUAACUGGUGGUACUUCUCCUUCACCGUGGCUCUUGUCAUUGCACUGACAGGUGUCGUCUAUAUACAGACGAACAUCAGUUGGGUCAUUGGUUUCGUGAUCCCCACGGCUUGUCUUGCACUCUCAGUCACCACCUUCCUCAUUGGUAAGCACACUUACAUCUGUGCGGAGCCUAAGGGAAGUGUGUUCGCAGACAUUGUUAAGGUUGUUGCCGCGGCUUGUAAGAAACGUAAGGUGAAAUCUGGAGAAGGUGUAACAUUCUACUUAGGCCCUUCUAGUGAUGGAUCCUCAGCCACUUUGGUCCAAGACAGACAAAGGUUAAGGUUUGUUGAGAAAGCAGCGGUAAUAACUGAUCCAAACGAGUUAAACGAAGAAGGUAAGGCCAAGAACAACUGGAGAUUAUGCAGUGUGGAGCAAGUAAAGAACCUCAAGUGCGUGACCGGAAUUUUACCAGUUUGGGUCACAGGAAUCGCGUGUUUCAUGCUAACUGACCAACAGAACAUAUACGGUAUCCUUCAAGCGAUUCAGAUGGAGAAAACGUUCGGACAUAACUUCCAGGUCCCAGCAGGAUGGAUGAAUCUUGUCUCCAUGAUCACUCUUGCCGUCUGGAUCUCACUAUACGAGUGUGUCAUUUUACCAAUAGCGAGGCAAAUCACAGGACGCAAACAAAGGCUAAAUAUGAAACAAAGGAUUCAGAUAGGUAUCGUGAUGGGGAUCGCUUGUAUGCUCGUGGCAGGUUUCUUGGAGAAGGCUCGAAGAGAAGCCGCUCUAAAGAAGGGCUCUUUUGUUUCUCCUGUUUCGAUUGUAAUGUUGCUUCCUCAGUUCAUGCUUGCGGGUCUAACCGAGGCGUUUUCGGCCGUGGCUUUGAUGGAGUUUCUGACGGUUAAGAUGCCUGAGCAUAUGAGAGCUGUCGCGGGAGCUAUCUUCUUUUUGAGCUCGUCGAUUGCGAGCUAUAUAUGCACACUUCUUAUUAAUGUUAUUGAUAGCGUGACACGCAAGGAAGGGCGUUCGUGGUUAGGAGAUAAAGACUUGAACAAGAACAGGCUUGAGUACUAUUUUUUCAUAAUAGGCGGCGUUCAAGUCUUGAAUCUGCUUUAUUUUAGGUUUUUUGCUUCCAGGUUUGUCACUGAGAACAACAAGGACAACAGAGAUUUUUAGUUAAGUGGUUGAUCACUAAUCAUCUUUUGUUUUACUGGUUAGAGGUUGCGUUUUUUUUUUUUUGCUUAAUUCAUUUCUUGUGUACUGAGGCUUUUUCCAUAGACAUUGUGUGUAAGGAUUAUAGUUUUCAGAUUCUACUGGAGUUGUUUA